CUAAUUGUGUGACCCUGGGCAAGUCACUUAAUCCCAAUUGCCUUAGAGGGAAAAAAAUAGUAAUUGAUAAAUAUGAGAAAUUGACACCUUGAAAGAAAACUAGGCUUCACACCUCUCAGGGAAAACUAGGCUUCACAUCUCCAAGGGAAAACUAGGAUUGACACCUCCAAGGAAGGAGGGGCUUCAGGAUUCCAGGGAUAGAUAAAAGGGCUGAAGUAAAGCAGAAUCAGAUAUUCCCUGCGAAAUAUCAGAGGAAAAGGCAGACUUUUGAGACUGAAGGAAACAUUUCAGAAGAAACAAAGCAACAUGUCCUCUUUCCUAAAGCCGACUGAAGAUCUCCAGAAAGAGCUCCUCUGUUCCAUCUGUGGCAACUUCUUCACAGAUCCAGUGUCUAUUGAGUGUGGCCACAAUUUUUGCCAUUGUUGUAUCCUCACAAACUGUCAGGAAGCCUCUACCUUCUUCUGUAUAGAGUGCAAGAGGGUCUCCCAGCUGAGGGAUUUCAAAGCCAAUAAACGACUUGGGAAACUGGCUGCCAUUGCCAAAAAACUGAAACCCCAUCGUUCACAGGACUUUGAAGACCGUGGCAAGUGUGAAGUGCAUCAAAACAUGAAGAUCCUGUUCUGUGAGGAUGACCAGAGGCCAAUCUGUGUGUCUUGUUCUCAAACUCAGGAACAUGAGGCUCACACACUCUAUUGCGUGGAUGAGGCUGCUAAAAACUUCAGAGAAAAGCUCCAAGAAACUAUGACUGAUUUGAGAGAAAAAACUAAGAAUGUUGUGUUUCAAAUGACCAAGGAGAAGACUAAUUUCAUAAUAUUUAAGAACCAAAGAGAAAUUCAAAAGAAUAAUAUUUUGUUUGAAUUCCAAAAAAUGGAACUAUUCCUGCAGGAAGAGAUAGAUUUCUAUCUAUCAAGUGUGGAAACAUGGGGAGCAGACAGUUCAGAACGCCUGAGCAACAGAAUUAAUGUACUGUCCCAUCAGCAUCAAGCAUUCAGGAAGAGGAUCACAGAGUUAGAGAAAGAGUGCCAGAAAUCGGAUCUGGAUUUGCUUCGGGAUAUGAAAGGAAUUUUAAGCAGGAAUCAAUGUGUGCUACAAAAGAACAUGGAACCCUUCACCAUAUAUAUGACAAUCCCGCCCAUCCUAGAGGUUAUGGAUUGGGUAUCCAAGUGGAAGGUGGACAUUGUUUUGGAUUGCAACACAGCUGAUCCAGGUCUCAUCCUAUCUGAAGAUCUGAAGAGUGUGCGGUAUGGAGGGAUCCAAAGGGAAGCACUCAACAUCUAUGAGAGAUCUAGAGAUUUUGCCAAAGUUCUUGGUGCUUCAUCCUUCAUUUCAGGAAGAUACUACUGGGAGGUGCAUGUGCCAGACAUCAUUAACUGGUGUGUUGGCAUCUAUCAAAAAUUAAAAAACUGUCACAACUUCUUUAUUCUUAGUAGUGCCCUGAUACAAAAUGCCCCCUGUCUUUAUGUUAUGGCUCAGCACCAUCUUUAUUCCCACAUCCAUCUCAAAUACCGCCAGGUCUGUGUAGCCAAUUUAAAGGUGGGCAUAUUCCUUGACUAUGAACGUGGAGAGCUGUCAUUUUAUGAUGCAACACAUGGAUAUCUAAUUUAUACAUUUCCUCCCACUUUAUUCUCUGGAUACUUUCUGCCCUUAAUCUGUCUUCCUAAGAAAGAAUGUUCUCUCUCAAUCUGCCCCUAAUUGAGAGACAAAUACAUGCUUAUUGACCAACAUGGACUUCAGGCCCGAUAUUUUUUCAAAUUUUUUUUUUUUUUGAGAGAGUUGGGCUUAAGUGACUUGCCCAAGGUCACACUGUUAAGUGUCUGAAACCAGAUUUAAACUCGGGUCCUCUUGACUUCAGAGCUGAUGCUUUAUUUACUGAGCCACAUAGGUGCCCCGUUUUUUUCAAUUCUUAUGCAAUUUGUUAUCUGAAAAUAAUUGUAUCUAUAUGCCCUGUGACCGAUAAUAAACUUCUCCUAUUUUCUCUUGACUGCAAUAAAAUAUUAGCUAUAUUAUAUCAGUUAUAUCGGUGUAUAUUCUCUGUUUAUCUGGUACCUAGAAUGUUAAAGGGAAAGAAGGAAGGAAGGAAGUGUUAAGG
Messenger RNA from Sarcophilus harrisii (Tasmanian devil), 2089 nucleotides. RefSeq names its product probable E3 ubiquitin-protein ligase TRIML1. The coding region runs from base 307 to 1692 and encodes 461 amino acids. Lineage: Eukaryota; Metazoa; Chordata; Mammalia; Dasyuromorphia; Dasyuridae. The transcript has a single exon. Gene Ontology annotation, molecular function: zinc ion binding; protein binding. The record is from RefSeq and is a predicted model, not a curated record.